Molecule: messenger RNA, 654 nt
Organism: Colletotrichum fioriniae
Lineage: Eukaryota; Fungi; Ascomycota; Sordariomycetes; Glomerellales; Glomerellaceae
Molecular function (GO): methyltransferase activity
Source: RefSeq, a predicted model, not a curated record
AUGCCGGAAUACUUCGCUGAGUACGGCCGCCGAGAGCCUGAUUCCGAGAUCCGGACACCACUUGCUUUUGGAUUUGGCCAGCCAGAGAUGACGCCGUACGAAGUUUACUACCAAGAACCAAGGAGAAGGGACCAGUUCCAGAAAGCCAUGAAAAUGGCACAGUAUGCGGCACCUUUCACCGGCUCGUACGACUUUACAUGGAUCAAGGAGAAAAUUCGAAACAUGGACCAGCAACGGGCAGUGCUCGUGGACGUCGGCGCCGGAAAUGGUCACGUCACUAAGGCCAUAUUGCAGGAAAAUUCGUUCAUCCCAACGGAACGCGUCGUACUUGAGGAUAAAGAGGACGUACUAAAUGCUGUUGCUGCGAUGAGUGACCCAGGGCUUAAGGGCGUCAAGUUGCAAACCCACGACUUCCAAACGAUGCAACCUAUCAAACCCAUGGCAUCCGAUAGCAGGCUCCUCAUUGCCGACAACGUCAUACCCAAUCCGCCUCCGAUUUCGGAAUGCAUGCUGGACUUUACCAUGUUGAAUAUUGCUGGCAAGGAGAGGACUGCCACUGCUUUCAACGAGAUAAUCACCCUUGCGGGACUGAGAAUGGUAAAGGUACAUGGGAUGGAUAAGAAAUUGCAGGUUGUCGAAUGUGUCAAGGCUUGA